This is a messenger RNA of Odobenus rosmarus divergens (Pacific walrus), 1850 nucleotides long. RefSeq names its product zinc finger protein 70 (gene ZNF70). The coding region runs from base 126 to 1472 and encodes 448 amino acids. NCBI's taxonomy places the organism in Eukaryota, Metazoa, Chordata, Mammalia, Carnivora, Odobenidae. The transcript has 2 exons. The record is from RefSeq and is a predicted model, not a curated record.
AAGGAAAGGGUGACGGAUGCAGGAGGAGCCGAGGAAGGCCCCGAGAGAGAUUGGGAGAACAGUGUGUCCUUAAGAAGACUAUCUUUCAAGAAAUACAGUCACUGGGGGAUGAUACUAGAGUCACAAUGGAGGUUCCCCCAGCAGCCAAGUUUGGUGAGACCUUUGUGUUUGAGGACGGCUUAGAGAUGCAGCAAGAAUUCUUCCCAGAGGAGGACCUGGGGGACCCUUUUCUUCAGGAAAGAGGUUUAGAGCAAAUGGCUGUUAUUUAUAAGGAGAUCCCUCUCGGGGAGCAAGACGAGGAACAUGAUGAUUAUGAGGGCAAUUUCAGUCUGUGCUCAAGUCCUGUUCAGCAUCAGAGUACCCCCCCAGUAAACAGAUCCCAGGAUGAUGAAAUUUUCAACCCAACCUUCUUCCAGAAAUCAGACCUUAGUAUGUGUCCGAUAAUCCACAGUGGAGAGGAACCCAAUAAACACAGUUGUGAGAAGGCAAGCAGGGCACACUCAGGACCUAACGAACCUCACAGAACUGCGCCACCUGCAAAACCCUAUGCGUGUCGGGAAUGCGGGAAGGCCUUCAGCCAGAGCUCACACCUUCUCCGGCACCUGGUGAUUCACACUGGGGAGAAGCCCUAUGAGUGCUGUGAGUGCGGGAAGGCCUUCAGCCAGAGUUCACACCUUCUCAGACAUCAGAUAAUUCACACUGGGGAGAAGCCCUACGAAUGUCGGGAAUGCGGAAAGGCCUUUCGCCAGAGCUCAGCCCUCACGCAACACCAGAAAACCCACACUGGGAAGAGACCGUAUGAGUGUAGGGAAUGCGGGAAAGAUUUCAGCCGGAGCUCAAGUCUCAGAAAACAUGAGAGAAUCCACACAGGAGAGAAACCUUAUCAGUGUAAGGAAUGUGGGAAAUCCUUCAACCAGAGCUCCGGCCUGAGCCAGCAUCGGAAAAUCCACACCUUGAAGAAGCCUCACGAAUGCGCUCUCUGUGGGAAAGCCUUUUGUCACAGGUCCCACCUCAUUCGGCACCAGAGGAUUCACACUGGGAAGAAACCUUACAAAUGUGAAGAGUGUGGGAAGGCCUUCAGCCAGAGCUCCAACCUCAUUGAACAUCGCAAGACCCACACCGGCGAAAAACCCUACAAAUGCCAUAAGUGUGGGAAAGCCUUCAGCCAGAGCUCCUCCCUCAUCGAGCACCAGCGCAUCCACACUGGGGAGAAGCCCUAUGAGUGCGGCCAGUGUGGGAAGGCCUUCUGCCACAGCUCUGCCCUGAUUCAGCACCAGAGAAUCCACACUGGGAAGAAACCCUACGCGUGCAAUGAGUGUGGCAAAGCCUUCCGGCACAGGUCAGCCCUUAUUGAGCACUAUAAAACCCACACCAGAGAGAAGCCCUAUGAGUGUAACAAAUGUGGCAAGUCCUUCAGGGGAAGCUCACAUCUUAUUCGGCAUCAGAAAAUCCAUGCUGGGGAGAAGCUCUAGAAGGAGGAGCUCACACCAAAGCCUGAAACCCUUUCCCAGAUGGAACCCACACCCCAUCGCCGUGUCUGUAAGACCCCACCCACCUCCCUGAUCCCAGGGCCGAAUGGAAACAUGCCAUCCCCAGAGCUUCUGGCCACCCACACUGGCAGCCAGGCCCCCUCGUUCCCCCCACCCAGGCGCCCCACACACAGCAGGUUUACUGAGUGGGAGGGAAGGUGGAGUAAUGGGAAGGCCGCUGAAUCAGAGGCACACCCAAAAAGAGACCUGGCCUCUGAUUUGACUCCCAAGCCUGUGAGAUUGAGUUUUGCCAUCUCUUCACCUUUGUUAAAAUCCAGAAGAAUAAACACCAGAGGGAGAAAGUUGAGUUAAAUGCACAAA